AUGGACGGGGAGAUCGAGGGCUGGGUCCGCGGGUGCCAGACCUGCCAGGAAUCACGGCCCGAGCCGCCCAGCGCCCCCGUCACUAGGUGGGAGUCCACCCGGAAACCAUGGUCGAGACUCCAUAUCGACUUUGCGGGCCCAUUCCAGGGGCAGACCUUCAUCAUAAUGGUGGACUCCUACACCAAAUGGCUGGAGGUCAUCCCCGUAGGGUCCACCUCGUCCACAGCCGCGAUCAGAGCUCUGCGCAGGGUCCUAUGCACACAUGGCAUCCCGGACACCAUAGUCUCUGAUAACGGGGCCGCCUUCACCUCAGCCGACUUCCAGGCGUUCCUGCAAAGAUAUCUGAUCAGGCACAUAAGGUCGGCUCCCUUCCAUCCGGCCACCAACGGCCAGGCGGAGCGGAUGGUCCGCACAACAAAGGAGGCCCUCGGCCGAAUUGUACAGGGGGACUGGGACCACAGGCUGGCCGCGUUCCUCUUCGAUAAUCGGAUCACCCCUAACCCGGUCACAGGAGUCAGCCCGGCUGAGCUCCUCAUGGGACGC
Heteronotia binoei (common prickly gecko) is the source of this 543-nucleotide messenger RNA. RefSeq lists its product as uncharacterized. Gene Ontology annotation, molecular function: nucleic acid binding. Lineage: Eukaryota; Metazoa; Chordata; Lepidosauria; Squamata; Gekkonidae. The transcript has a single exon. The annotation marks the transcript as partial. Gene Ontology annotation, biological process: DNA integration. The record is from RefSeq and is a predicted model, not a curated record.